Molecule: messenger RNA, 2067 nt
Organism: Lottia gigantea (owl limpet)
Lineage: Eukaryota; Metazoa; Mollusca; Gastropoda; Lottiidae
Exons: 19
Coding region: 1-2067 (688 amino acids)
Biological process (GO): chloride transport; transmembrane transport
Cellular component (GO): intracellular membrane-bounded organelle; lysosomal membrane
Molecular function (GO): voltage-gated chloride channel activity
Source: RefSeq, a predicted model, not a curated record
AUGUUUAUCAGUAGAUGGGUGAUUAUGUUCGCUGUUGGUAUUGGUACCGCUCUGUUAGCUGCUGGAGUUCAGAUCUCCGUGGAAAUUAUUGCUCACGAAAAAUUCCAUCUUAUACAGAAAUUUUUAGAUAAAUGUUCUGUAGAAGGGUGUACAUUAUUUACUCCUGUUAUUAUAUGGAUUGCUAUCAAUUUUUUUAUAUCUUCACUUGGUGCUGCUCUUGUUACAUAUGUUCAGCCUGUUGCUGCUGGCAGUGGAAUUCCAUUUAUCAAGUCAUAUUUAAAUGGUGUUCGAAUACCUGGUCUUCUUACACUACAAGCUUUCGUGGCUAAAACACUGGGUGUUAUAUUGUCUAUAUUAGGUGGUCUAGCUUGCGGUAAGGAAGGUCCAAUGGCUCAUUCAGGUGGGAUAAUGGCAGCAGGUCUAGCUAAGGGUAGAAUGAGAUUACGCAAGAACAAAGAAAUCAAGUUUUAUGAUGCCUUCCGAUCUGAUCAUGAAAUUCGUGAUUUUGUGGCAGCAGGAGCUGCGUCUGGUGUGUCAGCUGCUUUUGGUGCUCCAGUUGGUGGAACUUUAUUUAGUGUAGAAGAGGCAGCAAGUUUUUGGAACACAGAACUAGUCUGGAAAGUUUUUUUCUCGGCUAUGGUUGCUUGUUUUUCAACCAAUUUUUUACUAAGUGCCUUUGAAGGUCAUCCCACCCAUUUAUCAUCACCUGGUCUAGUUCGUUUCAAUACAUUCCAGAAUCUUUCCUUUGAUCUGAUUGAAAUUUUAGUUUUUUUGGUGAUGGCUGUCAUAGGUGGCCUCGCUGGUGCUUUGUUUGUUGUUUUAAAUUACAAAUUAACAGUUUUUAGAAAAAACUAUAUAAGAAAGAAGUGGUUAAAAGUACUGGAAUCUGGUAUAGUUUCAGUAGCUAGUGCUAUUAUAGCCUUUCUUCUAAUGUAUGGUGUUAACGAAUGUACAGAUGUUAAACCUUAUAGUGAUCACGCUAUUACCUCACAAAUGUUUUGCAAAGACAAAAGUCAUAAUUCCAUGUCCACAUUAUUUUUAACAACUCCUGAAGGGUGCCUUAAAGCUUUAUUACAUGAUCCACAUGAUGCGUAUGGUGUAGUAUCAUUAACUGUAUUUAUAAUAGUAUUCUUUCUAUUGGGUGUAUGGACGUAUGGUUUGAGUGUGUCAAGUGGAGUGUUUAUACCAUCAUUAGCUAUUGGUGCUGCUUGGGGUAGAUUAAUUGGUAUAGGAGUUGUUGAAUUAUUUCCACAUCAUGAUGUAGGUAAAUACGCAUUAAUAGGUGCAGCUAGUAUGUUAGGCGGUAUACUACGGACCACUAUUAGUUUAACUGUUAUAAUAGUAGAAUGUACUGGUGAUAUCUCAUUUGGUCUUCCUAUCAUGUUGACAUUGAUGAUAUCCAAAUGGGUUGGAGACUUCUUUACUACUGGUUUAUAUGAUAUGAAUAUUGAAGUCAGUGGUAUACCAUUGUUAUCAUCAGAACCACCCAUUCUUUGUGAACAUGUCAAAGCCAGUGAAGUUAUGAGUCAACCUGUAUUAGCUUUACAAACACAAGAAAAAGUAGGAACAAUAAUAGAAAUUUUAGAUUCAGAAACAUAUGGUGGUUAUCCUGUGGUGGAUGUUAGGAAAAAGGACCAACAUUAUGUAGUUGGUAAAUUGAGAGGAAUUAUUUUAAAAAAUCAACUUUUAGUUUUAUUAGAGAAAAAGAUUUUUGCACCUGAAGGUUUACUACCACCUACAUCCAAUAUACAGAUGAAAGAUUUUGAUAAUCCUUAUCCUAUUGGUCAAAGAUUACAAUUGAAGGAUAUCACUGUUACUGAAGAAGAAAAAGAAUAUAUAUUAGAUUUGAAACCUUAUAUGAAUAUCAGUCCUUAUACAGUGGGGCCUUCUUUCUCUAUGCCACGUGUAUUCCGAUUAUUUCGUGGUUUAGGAUUACGCCAUUUGAUCAUAAUAAAUGAUAAAUUUGAGGUAAUUGGUAUGGUUACGAGAAAAGAUUUAGCUAAAUUUAGAUCUGAAUCAAAACGUGGAAUGUUGAAAGUUGAACAUUUAACAAUACAAGAUGUGUAG